This is a messenger RNA of Racocetra persica, 121 nucleotides long. The record is from the annotation of a GenBank genome assembly. Lineage: Eukaryota; Fungi; Glomeromycota; Glomeromycetes; Diversisporales; Gigasporaceae.
GUCUCUCUGUUGUUAUUUACCUUGAUGAGGUUCUUACUCAGGAAUCAAGUGGUACUGUUGGUCUUGUAGUAAUCCCAGAUGAAAGAAGAUUCACUAAUGAUGCACUUCUUCGAGCUAAAAA